UGUAAAUAAAAGCGUAUUUGCUGUCACUACCAACUCUCUAAUGAAAAAACCAAAUAAAAAGCGGCAGCUGCAAAUUCAACAGAAAAAACAGAAGACUUUCAUAAUGGAUACACUUUUCUGCGACGAGCUUCUCAUAGAAAUCUUCCACCGUCUUCCGCCGCCCUCCGCUGUCGCCGUGUCCCUCGUCUCGCGGCGGUGGCGCCGCCUCCUACGCUCCUCAACGACCUCUCUCUCCCUCAACUUUCCCCCUCCCUACAACCCCACCACCAUCUCUUCUCUCUCCUCCUUUCUUCGGCAGCACCCGUUUCUUUCCUCGCUCUCCGCCGCUGCCCCCGCCUUAUGCGGCGAUGGCGGCAUCCUCCUCUCCGUCGCUGCUUCCUGCCCCAACCUCCGCCACCUCCAGCUCUCGAGCUCCCCGGUAUCUGCUCUCUCUCUCUACAAUUUUUCAAACUCCUGCAAACAUCUCUCUUCUAUUUCUCUUGCUGUUUCGAGACCUCUAUCUUUCAAUUGGAUGUCUUGUUUCAAGUCUUUGAGAUGCCUUUCCCUCUCUAUCAAAAACCCUUUAGCUGAAACCGAUGAUUCCAGCCUCGGAAGCGUUAAAGAUGCAAUCUUUGAUGUGGAAUUGAGUUUGGAGAGUCUUAGUUUAUCUGGGAUUUCGCCAAGGGAUUAUGGGGUUGGCUUUCUUUGGAGAAACUGCAAGAAUGUUAGGAAGUUGCAGCUCAAGAGCUGCGAGAGCGUGGGAGAUUACUCCUCGUUUUCGGAUUUUUUAAGGUUAGCUAAUGAUCUUCAAGAGCUAGAGUUGAGAUCAUGUAGGAGUAUAGCUAAUCUUGUGAUGUUAACACUAUGUGAGAAUUGUGUGUCUCUGAAUUCUUUAUUGAUUUAUGAUGGUGGGAGCAGAGAGGGUUUGCUUCAGUUCUUGAAUCAGAGCAAGUGUAGUUUGAGGAAUCUUGAUUUCAGGUUGCCUCUUGAUCUUGAUAACUCUCACAUGAUUGCAUUAUCCGAAAAUUUGCAUUUUAGGGGUUUGAUGAGUUUAAGGUUGCAAUGCUGCUGCUUUGUCACUGGUGAGGGGUUGAAGGCAGUGGGGAGGGCGUUGGGGGGUGCCCUGGAGGAGCUCUCGUUGAUAAACUGUGACGUCGUGGAGAGGGAGCACGGUUUGCUGACGACACUAGGCCAGGAUUUGAGGAAGUUGAAGAGGUUGGACUUGUCUUACAAUGAUAUGUUGCAUGAUAAGGAGGUUGUCUCGAUGCUAGCCUCUUGCGAUUGCUUGGUUGAGCUGAGAUUGAGGGGUUGUAGCAGGCUGAGUGAUGCAGCUGUGGAUGUAAUGGUUAGGAGGUGUAAGCAGCUGCAGCGUGUCGAUAUAGCCUACUGCAGUGGUAUUGGUGUGCAGGGAGUUGAGUUCUUCGUGCUCAACGCCCCGUGCUUGAGAAGGGUAGAGGUGGAGCAGAGCAAGCUCUCUGAAGCUGCAAUGGCACGGGCGUCAGAUAGGUUUAUGCAGGUUGUGUGUUGAUUGAUAAAUUUGGCUGUUGAGUUUUUAAGGCAGUUCAAUUUGAUUACUUUUUAUUGGUGUAUAUCAAUAUGUGUUGUUGUGUUGAAGGAAAUUUAUUCACUCCCACAACAUUUGUGGACUGUGCUAUAAUGUGUAUCCUGAAUAAAAAAACACAAGUUGUUUAUGAAGUUAAUCUGAUGAGUUGAUGCAGCUGCCAUA
Salvia miltiorrhiza (redroot sage) is the source of this 1705-nucleotide messenger RNA. Its product is annotated as F-box/LRR-repeat protein 4. The record is from RefSeq and is a predicted model, not a curated record. Bases 41 to 1507 code for a protein of 488 amino acids. Gene Ontology annotation, cellular component: SCF ubiquitin ligase complex. Gene Ontology annotation, molecular function: protein binding. NCBI's taxonomy places the organism in Eukaryota, Viridiplantae, Streptophyta, Magnoliopsida, Lamiales, Lamiaceae. Gene Ontology annotation, biological process: SCF-dependent proteasomal ubiquitin-dependent protein catabolic process. The transcript has a single exon.